Metarhizium robertsii ARSEF 23 is the source of this 2439-nucleotide messenger RNA. RefSeq names its product Ankyrin repeat protein. The record is from RefSeq and is a predicted model, not a curated record. The transcript has a single exon. NCBI's taxonomy places the organism in Eukaryota, Fungi, Ascomycota, Sordariomycetes, Hypocreales, Clavicipitaceae. The coding region runs from base 1 to 2439 and encodes 812 amino acids. Gene Ontology annotation, molecular function: protein binding.
AUGUGGAAAUUCGUUCUCAUGCCCAACGAGAUCAAGGGCAUGGUGCUUGAUCUCAUGACAGCCAAAGACGUCUACGCCUUUACCAGAACAAGCAAAGACCAUUACGGGGCCUUCCGUGGAUUCCCCUGGAGGCGCUCAGAUCCGAUAGCCAGCACUGCACUUUCCCGGGAAAUCCGAAGAUGGGCGUUCGAAAACAAGCUCAUCCGAGAGAAGGCGGCCACGGAGAGGCCGCACAUCGCUACAGCCGAAUGUGAGAUCAACUACAUUCUACGCAUGAACCGUCGGGUACUGCAGCUGGGCCAUUUUUGGCUGGCCGUGGAACUGGCGGACUGCAGUAUCAUAUCGCGACUGGCUAAAGAAACCAAUAUUAAGGAAGAAUGGGAGGAGUUUAGAGACUUGGACCUGGAGCACGAGAAACGCCAAAUGUUCGAUGAUCUACUGAAGCUUUCACUAAAGCCUCCCACAAACGACCUUGCUGAUGCUGUUCUUGAUCUUCUCAAGAUUGACAAAUCACGUAAUGACGCCAAAGGAGCCGAUCGUCUCACUCAAGCCUUGCUUGUGGCGUGCCGCUUUGGCAACUUGGAACUGGUCCAAAAACUUAUUGCGCUGGGUGCCGACCCCGAAGGAGUGUUUGAGCGUGAAUGGCCGCUCAUGGUGGCUUGCAACACCGGGAAAAGGGAGUUAUUUGACCUUCUCCUCAAAAGCGGAGCCAGUAUAAAUGGAAGAUAUGUGAAGCCAUCUCAGAUUACAACUUUGGGAGCGGCGAUUAAAGGGAAUAAUGCCGAGAUUGUCCAGCAUCUCCUCGACAACAAAGCAUUCAUCCAAGAAGUGAACAACACGAUGUUUUGGGACGCGGACAAGUUGUUUCAGGGAGGUUCCGACUCCCGUGAACAACUUAAAAUCAGGCAAAUGUUAUACGAGAGGUUAGAUAUCAAGCGAGCAUGGUCCUUCCCCGACAUCCCGGCAUGGCUUCCUGGCGCCGUAAAAGCCAACAAAUUGGAUAUGAUGAAGCUGCUGUUGGAGCCUCUGUUGGAGCCUCUGUCGGAGCCUCUGUCGGAGCUUCUGUUGGAGCAGGCGGCAGAUGAACCGACUUCUCCCCCCAAGCGCUGGAAAGCGUACGACGAACUGCUGGGCAUCGCUUUGGAUGAGCAAUCUUACGAUGUGGUUGACAUUCUCCUCGACGCUUUCCCCCAAGUUUUUCGCUCCGAAAGACUCAACGCACUAUCAUGUAAAACCCGAGCCGGCAUUCUUGACAGAGCCAUGCAAACAGGCAAUAGUGCCCUUUUUUAUGCAGUUCUUUCAAUCAAGGACCUGAGAAAGCAGAAGGGAAAGGGCGAUACGCUCUUGCAUUACAUCAGAGAGCCGGGCGCAGCUGAGAAACUACUUCUUGCAAGUCACAUCAGUAUUGACGCUCUUUCAGAGUCGGGCGAAACUCCGCUGUCCACAGCCUGUUGUCAAAACAACAUGCAGAUGGUCGAAUUCCUACUUCGUCGAAAACAAGAUAUGGGAGCCAAAGAUCACCCGGGAUGCAAGUGCUUCCAAGUGGCCGUAGAAAAGGCAGAUGUCAAGUUGGUAUGCUUGCUUCUUGAGUAUGACGCCGAUAUAAGAUGUGGGAGUGCAGAUAUCGCCACAAAGUUGUCCACGGCUAUCCGCCAUAAAAAAUGGGCGGUACUCGAAGCUUUGCUUGUGAAAGGCCCGCCCGUAUGCCUUUCAGUCUUUGAAAGAGCGGUGGAAGGCAUGGGGGAAUUAGUGGAAUUUGCAACGCUGCUUAUUCGAUUGAAUAAAUACACAGAGGAUGUGGCGAGAAGACUAUUGGAUAUUGUGGUACAGGAUUCACAAGUCAAGCUCAGUAUCGUUGAGCGUCUGCUAGAAGGGGGAGCAGACCCGAGCCCAUCUCAAGAAGAUGCUCAAGAAGAUGCCCAAGGAUAUACUGAUAAAAUAGACCCGCCUAUAAGCUGGGCGUGUUUCCACGGACGCAAGGACAUCGCCGAGAUACUGUUCCAUCAUGGAGCUAUAGUUGAGAAUGAUAAAGACGGGACAUCACCUUCGAAUCCCCAAGCGUGGACGACACUUCAGGCUGCCGUUGCGGGAGGACAUAUAGAAAUGGUCCUUUGGUUGCUUGACGGCAAAGCAGACAUCUCCCCGACAAAAGGAGACCGAGAUAGUUGGCACAGCUUAUGCAUAGUCGCGGUCAAGGCGGGAAUCGGCAUGCUCAGAUUUCUCCUUGAGCGAGGCAAAGCGUAUCUGUCGCGUGACAGCAUUGGGGACAUGCUGAAGGAGGGUGUGCAAAGAAAUCAAGUCGAGAUUGUCCAAUAUUUGAUACAGGAUUUUGGUUUUACAAAGGCAGAUAUCGAUCGCAUGCAUCUCUUGCACAGCGCGAGACAGAACAGACGGAUGAUGAAGACUCUGCAAAACUACGGAGCUGACAUCAACUUUUGA